This is a messenger RNA of Seriola dumerili (greater amberjack), 771 nucleotides long. It is a transcript of the gene dut, whose product is annotated as deoxyuridine triphosphatase. The coding region runs from base 74 to 685 and encodes 203 amino acids. Lineage: Eukaryota; Metazoa; Chordata; Actinopteri; Carangiformes; Carangidae. Gene Ontology annotation, molecular function: dUTP diphosphatase activity; magnesium ion binding. Gene Ontology annotation, biological process: dUMP biosynthetic process; dUTP catabolic process. The transcript has 7 exons. The record is from RefSeq and is a predicted model, not a curated record.
UGCUGAGGCGCUGCAGAGCUGCCGAGGACUGCACUAAUGAGCUGUUAGCUUGGAGACAGCGUUAGCGACCAGUAUGACACGAACGUUGCGGAGGCUGUGGGAGCUGCAGCUACAAUGCUCUUCGAUUUUUGAGGCCACGCGUAUCUUAGGAAGGGAAAUUCAUAUGCAGAUGCCCACUCAAUACAAAGAAGUAGCAGAUGCUUCUGCAGUUUCUCCAUCAAAGAAGGCAAGGAUAGAAACAAAGCCUGCAGACGAAAGACCUGUCCUCAGGUUUGCUAAACUCUCAGAGUAUGCCACGACACCUACCAGAGGCUCGACUAAAGCUGCAGGAUAUGACCUCUACAGUGCAUACGAUUACACCAUUGCUCCUAUGGAUAAGACCAUUGUGAAGACAGACAUCCAAAUAGCAGUUCCACACGGCUGCUAUGGGAGAGUGGCACCAAGAUCUGGACUGGCAGCAAAACACUUUAUUGAUGUUGGCGCUGGAGUUGUUGAUGAAGACUAUAGAGGAAAUGUGGGAGUUGUGCUCUUCAACUUCAGCAAGGACAAAUUUGAUGUGAAAAAGGGUGACCGAAUUGCUCAGCUGGUGUGUGAGAGGAUCUGCUACCCAGACCUGGUGGAGCAAGAGACUCUAGAUGAGACGGAGCGUGGUGCUGGAGGCUUCGGAUCAACCGGACACAACUGAAACCUACAAAUAUGAAACAAAUAUGAUUGUUGUGUGACUGUAUAUGUUGAAAAUAUAUAGAUUAGGUGCUAAUAAAGUUCUCGUUU